ACUGACGUCAAAUCUAACUGUCAUUUUGUGUCUAUCCGUGUAAUUAUAUGCAUUUCGCGUUUUUCAUUUUCGGUGUCCUCUAAAGUGUAAAGUAAUUUGUAAGUUGUAAAUUUUCGGGGGUGGUUUUUUGAAUGUGCGGCGGUUUUUUUUGUUGAACGUCGAAAUAAGUAAAUAGUGUUAGAAACCGAUCAAUCCGCGUCAAAAAGUGCUUUUAUAAAGAACAAAUUAUAAAAUGGCAAAUAGAUCGGGAACAUCUCAAAGAGCAAACGGUCCAGCGCAAGGAAAAAUCUGUCAAUUUAAACUGGUUUUACUUGGAGAGUCGGCUGUCGGAAAAUCGAGUCUCGUGUUGCGUUUUGUAAAAGGGCAGUUUCACGAGUACCAAGAAAGUACGAUCGGGGCCGCGUUUCUUACGCAAACCGUUUGUCUCGAUGAUACGACCGUUAAAUUCGAGAUAUGGGACACCGCGGGCCAAGAACGAUAUCACAGUCUCGCCCCCAUGUACUAUAGGGGGGCGCAGGCGGCGAUCGUCGUCUACGACAUCACUAAUCAGGACACUUUUGGACGCGCGAAAACCUGGGUCAAAGAACUGCAACGUCAAGCAAGUCCGACCAUCGUGAUCGCUUUAGCCGGAAACAAACAGGAUUUGGCCAAUAAACGUAUGGUGGAGUUUGAGGAGGCUCAAACUUACGCCGACGAAAAUGGUUUGCUUUUUAUGGAAACGUCCGCGAAAACUGCUAUGAAUGUUAGCGAUAUUUUUCUUGCGAUAGCGAAAAAAUUACCUAAAAAUGAACAAGUAACAGGUCCAGGUGGUAACAAUCAAGGUCGAAGAUUGGCGGAGGGAGACUCGGGGGCGAAAGCUGCCGGAAAUUGUUGCAAGUGAUGGGGCUCCGGUUGUUGCACCUCAACCACAUUGAACUGAACUCGCGCCGUCCGUCAACGGCGGUGGCGCAUUAGUGAUAAAUCAGUGUAAUAACGUAAGCCCAUUUAAAUUUAAACGAUUUUACGAACUGUGUCCAUCUUCUGAGAGAUUAAAAAACAUCAAAAAAAAAUCACGAAAAUGAAUAAAGUGGUCUCACGUAGAUUGGCUAAGUUUGGACCCGUUUUGGAGGUGAGUUAUUUUUUCUCCUUUUUUAAAUUAAUUAUGUAAGUCUUUUUGUUUAUUUUGAUUUUAAAAUGAUGUUAAUCAAUAAGUUAUAAAAUUUAAUUUAAUGAAGAAAUGAUAAUGAUAAAAUUUUUGUACAUACGAAAGCUUUUUUUGCUCUACACUACGUUUUUCAUUCAAAUGUAAAUAAUAUAAGUGAUGUUAUUAAAAAAAAAGCAUUUAUUUUAAGUAAACCCCCACAGCCCCCAAAUUUAGACAAUCUACUUUUUAAAUACAACAAUUUUAAUGAUAUUUUUUUGUUAAUAAAAUUAAUUAAAAAAUCGGGAAUGUUUCGACUUAUUUCAAAUCGUUAUCAAAAUCUCUUUCUGUUAACCCGAAACACAUCUUUAAAUUAACUGAAUCAAUGGAAUUUUGUAACCCAAAAAAAAGGAAUGUUUUAAUUAAAAUAAAUGAUGACGUUUUGAAAAAGGUCUUGUAACGAAAAUGAAAAAUAGUGAAAUGUGUAAUUAACGACUGUUACUUAAGACAAACAAAAAAUCAACAAGAAUAAGUAAAAAAAAAACGAAUCGUAUAUAUAUUUUUAUGUUCCAAUUUGUCCUCUUAAACUUUUGUAAUUUUAAAAAAAUUAGCUGUUGCGUUCGUUCCACAA
Molecule: messenger RNA, 1751 nt
Organism: Onthophagus taurus
Lineage: Eukaryota; Metazoa; Arthropoda; Insecta; Coleoptera; Scarabaeidae
Gene: Rab5
Product: RAS oncogene family member Rab5
Molecular function (GO): GTP binding; GTPase activity
Source: RefSeq, a predicted model, not a curated record